GUUAAAAAUAAUACGGAAUGAUUUUUCCCGGUUCUGAUAGUCUUGGAUAAUUUGUGAUAAAGAAAAAAAUAAGUACUAUUUUUCCUUAGAUUUAACAUGAAUGGUAUUAAUGAAAGCUUGUGUUUAUACAGGGAUAAAGAAUUUUCUUUGUUAAAAGUUUUAUUAGGUGACAGCAUUUUACCAAAAUCAAUCUUUAUAUAUGGAAAUUCUGCUACAGGAAAAACAUUAGUUACCAAAAAAGUUAUACAAAGUUCAGGGCUUCAAUAUUCAAGUGUGAGUUGUACAGAAUGUUUUAACUCUAAGCUCAUUUAUCAAAAGAUUCUGUCAGAUGCUGGCCAUUCUUCUGAAAAAUCAUGCUCAACCAUGAUGGAUUUUUGUCACUAUUUAGCUCAGUGUACCUUUGCAUUAUUAGGGCAGCCAUUUUGUAUUAUACUUGAUAAAGCUGAACGACUUCGAAAAAUGGAUUGCAACCUAUUACCAUCUUUUUUAAGACUUGGCGAGCUUACAAAGUUAGACAUUUCUGUUUUAUUUAUAAGUGAACUAAUUUAUGAAAAGUUUGUUACAUCUAGCGGCUUUUAUGAACCAAUAAAAAUCCAUUUUAAAAACUAUGCCAAGGAUCAAUUAAAAGACAUAAUGACAUAUGAUUGUCCAGAUGAUUUUUCAACAGACUUUUAUAAAGGAUAUGUUACUGCAAUUGUUGAUGUAUUUUUCCAUAUAACUAAUAAUUUAACUGAACUUCGUCAUCUGGCAACUGUCAACUUUUCUAAAUACUGUGAACCGAUAGUAGAAGGGGAAAUAGAUAAAAAUGAUUAUAGAAGGCUUUGGGCAAAAAUCAUGCCUCACUUAAAAAAAGCAUUACAAACAGUUUAUUUGCGUGAAGUUUCUAGUGUUCAAUGGGAAACGAUGCAAGAGAAGAGCAAUUAUGAUAAAACAAUAAAAGCCCAAGUGGAGUUACCAUACUACUCUAAGCAUCUUCUUCUUGCUGCUUUUUUUGCUUCCUAUAACCCAGCUAACUCUGACAGAAGAUUUUUUGCAAAGAGAUGCGUUGGAAAGAUGAGUUCUCGAGCAAAAAGAUCGGUGAAAUCAAUAAAAAAUUCAGAUAAAAAAUUUUUAGGUCCCAAGCCAUUUCAAUUAGAUCGUUUAAUGGCUAUUUUUUAUAGUAUUGCUGGAGAAGCUGUGAGUCCGUCUGCUAAUAUAUUAUCGCAAAUUUCUACGUUAGUGACUUUAAAACUAUUAGUGAAAUGUUCUUCUGAUGAUCAGAUUGAUGUCCCAAAAUACAAGUGCAUUGUACCUUUGGAGUUAGCAAUUGCUGUGGGGAAGCAAGUUGAGGUUGAUGUUUUACAGUAUCUCUACGACACUUAAAUUGUUUUAGGAUGCUUCCAUUUGUCUAAUUAAGUUGUACUUUAGCUAUAGGAUAAUACAGUUAGAUAUUUUA
Hydra vulgaris (swiftwater hydra) is the source of this 1435-nucleotide messenger RNA. RefSeq names its product origin recognition complex subunit 5. Gene Ontology annotation, cellular component: nucleus; nuclear origin of replication recognition complex. NCBI's taxonomy places the organism in Eukaryota, Metazoa, Cnidaria, Hydrozoa, Anthoathecata, Hydridae. Gene Ontology annotation, molecular function: DNA replication origin binding. Gene Ontology annotation, biological process: DNA replication; DNA replication initiation. The record is from RefSeq and is a predicted model, not a curated record.